GUGUUGCUACAAUGUGGGUAUCCCGAUAUCUCAUCAUGAUCUAUGGCGAGCCUCGGAGUUACGACGUAAGAAGAGAUAAGAGAGGAAUCACAAAGAGAACAACUCACAACUCCUUCGACUGUGGAGCACGUGGUCAUGUGGGUUGACGAUAACGUAAAAGCCGGCCGCUGGCCCUUAUCCGACGAUAGCUGUUGCUGAAAAAGAAAAAAAAAGAAAAAAAAGAACAAGGCCGAAAUGGGCCCCGUGUAAGUGGGGCCGACAUCCUUCCCUCUCUAUAACCUCUAUAACUUCCCCCUACAUAUGCCGCACUAUCGUCUUCCCCUCGCUUCUCUCUUCUCUCUUCUCUCUUCUCUCGGUUUUCCCAGUAAGGGAAGAUAAUACUAUCAUGGCGGUUCAUCUAGGGGCCUCAUCCUCUUAUCUCUACACUCUAUGUAUCAGUAACACCGAACGGCGGAGCGGCAGAGACUCCUCUGUCACCAUCUACCCCUACUCAUGACACCUCAGGGACGUCCGCUGCCUCCCACGAGCAGCCUCCCGCCUCUAUCCACUCUCCCCGCCCUAAGCGAAGGCAAGCUCCUCGCAGCUCUCGACUCCCUGACGGCCCUCUACCGCCCUCUGCUCGGGACCUCCCUAGCCCUGGCAGGAGCAAGUGCUGAUAUGGUCCCGGGCUCGAAGAAGGACCCCCCGCCUCCUCACCCCCACGACCCCGCCGACUCGGGUUACGUCUCGGCGACCGAGACGGAGGACGAGGAUGACGACAACCCGGCCACCUGUCCUCGCGGGGAAGCCCUCGCUUCCAUCCGCGCCGACUCCUUCGAGCGAGCCCACGCCGAGCGCUGGCUGACCGGCCUCCUCGGCCGCGCCGCCACUCUCCCCUGCCUCGCCGACGACGGCGACCUCCUGAACCGCGUCCUGGACCUCGCCUCCGGCAUCCUGGACUCGUUCUACGCCGCGCCGCUCGACGAGGAGGAAGCCCGCCUGGAAGAGGCGGCCUCCUUCACGCGCACCUUCUCUUUUGAGCCACCUCCCGCCUUGGACAGGGAAGAGAAGAAGACAACCUCUUCCUCCUCCCCCUCCUCCCCCUCCUCGCCCAUCCAAGUCCACCUCAACGACGGCCUGGCCGGCACCGACUCCUCCGAUCCAGACGACGUAGGCCUCCAGAGCUGGGGUGCCGCCGUCAUCCUGUCCGAGCUCCUCUGCUCCGACCCGUCCCACUUCGGACUCACCCGCCUGCCCACAUCGUCGCCGCGCAUCAUCGAGCUCGGCGCGGGGACAGGUCUCGUCUCCCUCGUGCUCGCCCACCUCCUCCCGCGCCUUGGGGUGACUGGCGACUCCACCACCAUCAUAGCGACGGACUACCAUCCUUCCGUCCUCGCCAACCUCGGCGCCAAUGUAGAGGCCAACUUCCCCCCACAAAAGGACGAGAAGCCUCACCCGGCCGCCCCUCUCGUAGCACCGCUGGAUUGGGCCUCCCCACUCGACGCCGAAAGCCCUCCUUUCCGCCACCUCGGGGGGGCCGACAUGCUUGUCGCCACCGACGUGGUCUACGCCCCGGAGCAUGCCCGGUGGCUCAGAGACUGCGCCUCCCGCCUCCUCGCGCCGCACGGCAUCUUCUGGCUCCUCGUUACCGUGCGCCGUGCGGGGCGUUUCCAGGACCUCCGUGUCGCCGAGACUGUAGAGGCCGUUUUCAGCGGAGAAGGGGACGCAGGGAGGGACUGUCGUAGGGAUCCUGUCGGACGGAGGCUGGCCAUCUUGCAUUCCGAGACGUUGGAGAAGCGGAGGGGCGUUGGACGCGGGGACGAGAGCGACUACAGGCUUUUCAGCAUAGGAUGGGCUUAAAAAAAAACAGCUGUCGGGGGUUUUGCAUAGCGUAUUCUAGACAUGGCGUUGGAUCAUUAGCAUUGGGUCAUUAGCACGCAUCUAGACUCGGGUGGGAAAAUACGAUAGACACAUUCUGAAGUGUUGAGCGAACAUCAAACGACGGGCCCUCGAUAGUAUGAGACAGAGAAGAAGGAGAGACGAUGAGAGAGAUGAUAAUAUAC
Messenger RNA from Sodiomyces alkalinus F11, 2042 nucleotides. RefSeq lists its product as hypothetical. The coding region runs from base 493 to 1839 and encodes 448 amino acids. The transcript has a single exon. The record is from RefSeq and is a predicted model, not a curated record. Lineage: Eukaryota; Fungi; Ascomycota; Sordariomycetes; Glomerellales; Plectosphaerellaceae.